AUGAUUAGACAAAGAUUUAGUAAUUGGGGUCUAAACAAAUACUUUUUCAAAAAAAAUGUCUGGUCAACAAGUGCAUUUUUAAGAACUAAGGUAAUUAGUACUAUCACUGUUACACCCUUUCGUACAUUGUCCACAACUAAUGCUUUAUAUAAUGACAACGGAAAUAAUUUGAAAAAAAAAAACCAAAUUGGACAAAUUAAGAUAGACAAACCUAUGAUGAUGAUUGCUUUCACUUGCAAGAAGUGCGGAACGAGAUCAUCUCACCAAAUGUCUAAGCAAGCGUACACAAAGGGAACAGUAGCCAUACAAUGUCCUGGUUGCAAAAAUAGACAUUUAAUUGCAGAUCAUUUAAAGAUAUUUCAUGAUAAUAAAAUUAACAUACAAACUUUAUUAAAGGCCAAAGGUGAACAUGUUUCUACCGAUGUUAAUGAUUUAGUAUUCGAGGAUAUUCCUGAUUCUUUGAAAAAUGUUAUUGGUCAUUUGGCUAAAGAUUCGCCAAAGAAUGCAACAAACAAGGGAAAGCAGUGUGGCACUAAAGAUGCUGUUGAUACUGAAGUUCAUACCUUACCACCUAAAAAUGGAUAG
Saccharomycodes ludwigii is the source of this 585-nucleotide messenger RNA. RefSeq names its product Zim17p (gene ZIM17). The record is from RefSeq and is a predicted model, not a curated record. Gene Ontology annotation, biological process: protein stabilization; protein import into mitochondrial matrix; protein folding. The coding region runs from base 1 to 585 and encodes 194 amino acids. Gene Ontology annotation, cellular component: mitochondrion. Gene Ontology annotation, molecular function: zinc ion binding; protein-folding chaperone binding. NCBI's taxonomy places the organism in Eukaryota, Fungi, Ascomycota, Saccharomycetes, Saccharomycodales, Saccharomycodaceae. The transcript has a single exon.